This is a messenger RNA of Pisolithus orientalis, 912 nucleotides long. RefSeq lists its product as uncharacterized. Lineage: Eukaryota; Fungi; Basidiomycota; Agaricomycetes; Boletales; Pisolithaceae. The transcript has 7 exons. The coding region runs from base 1 to 912 and encodes 303 amino acids. The record is from RefSeq and is a predicted model, not a curated record.
AUGCAAGCUUACUCCAUCAACAACAUGCACCCUGUGUUCAGCAUGAGGGACCAGGCAACCAUGGUGCUCACAGCAGCUCUAGGGCAUGUCUGGGACCUGAUCAAGGUGGCACCACAGCCAGAGGAGAGUUUGGAGACCAUCUAUGUGUGGGUGGAGGACUGGGACAAGACAAGGAAUUUCUGUACUGAAGUCCUGGGUGCCAUUGCCAUCACUGACCUCCAGCACCCAGUGGAGCAGAGACAGAUCCACAUCAAUGACAUCUUUGAAGACUACCAGGAGAGGGUAGAGUUGAGGGUGCAGCUUGAGGCAGAGAGGUUGACAAGAGAACCUUCUAUGUGCAUGUGCAGACAGGCCACCACAGCAAUAGGUGAAGGUCAAGGCUGCAUGCCCAGCAACACUGGAGCAGGGGAGUCUUCAAGGGGGACUGGAGGACAAGUGAGGCAACAGAUGGAUAGUACAGGCAAGGGGAAGGGUAAGGAAAAGGCCACAGAUGAAGUCAACAAGCUGGAGAACAAUGAAGGCAACUGCCCACCUAACCCAGACCCAUUGAAAACUGGCACUCCAGCUCCCAAAGCCAACCUUCCAUGCUGGGAGUGUGCAAAGCACAAGAAUGCUGGUAGUGGAGAGACAGCUGCUGGGCCAUCACACAAACAGACCAAACCAACUGGAUUAUUGGAUGAUCCACCCACACCCAACAUCAGUGCACAGGACCUGUCCAAAGUACCCCCAGUUGAAGAAACUCUGCUGGUCACAAACCUGGGUGAUACAACUAUGCAUGAGGCUCUUGCUGAGUGCAUUCAACUUCUGGAGAACAGGGCUGAUGACAAAGAGUUUGAGCUGACCCAGAUCCAUCAGAUGCUGGGGCUGUUGGCUAUAUGUGUCUUUGGGUAUUUUGAACAGAAUUAUCAUUAA